This is a messenger RNA of Anopheles aquasalis, 1759 nucleotides long. Its product is annotated as damage-control phosphatase ARMT1-like. Gene Ontology annotation, biological process: DNA damage response. Gene Ontology annotation, cellular component: nucleus. Gene Ontology annotation, molecular function: phosphatase activity. The record is from RefSeq and is a predicted model, not a curated record. Lineage: Eukaryota; Metazoa; Arthropoda; Insecta; Diptera; Culicidae.
CACAGUAGCCGCCGCCGAAACGUAGGUUUUUGGGGAAAUCAAGCGUGUUGUGCCCAACGGAACCCACCAUCAAACCCGCCGGUACAGUAGGGGAUUGAAGCCUACAGUUAACAAUUGCUGCCCAUUGAAACACCGGGACACCAUCUUCUGCCGGUCGCCAGCAGCUGAUCAACAACCAGUCAUCAUCAAAACGUUUAUGUUCCUGGCUAGCGAGAGAAGCAACUAAACACUAGUAGCAAAGAGGCACCGUUUAUUGAUUGCUUGCUGAACUUCGUUAGGAAAACCUACCACCAGCCAUGACCGAGUUGGCCACAAAGUACAACUUAAUCGAUGAAAAGCCUCCAUUCAAUGCGCCCCUGAAGGCGCAAUACAAACAGGGAUUCGGUUUCUAUACGAUGCGUGAACGAUUACCGAUCAUACUGACGCAGGUGAUCGAUCAGUUGUCGAAGGAUAAGGAACAGAUAGCGGCCAACUUUGGCGGGGACACAGCACGGGACGAGCUAAAGUCGGCUAUCGGGGAAAUCUCGAAGCUCAAGUACGAGCUGCAGACGGAUAAGGACUUCAAACCCAUCCGAAGCACCGUCGGGGAUGAAACGUUAUGGAACAGCUUCAUACAGGGGUUGGGCGAAGAGAACUCGUACUACUCCGCCUGCUGGCUGUACGCGGAGACGUACAUGUACCGUCGGCUUAACAACAUUUUCGAGAACACAACAACGCUGCAAAAGCUGGACUACUUUCAGCAACAGAAACAUAAGGCUCUGACGAACUCGUACGAUGCGAUGGUAGCUGUGGUGCGAUCGAUCGAUGCAUUCAACGAAACCAACCGAUCACGCGAAGAGAUCGGAGAGUUCUUCCGGAAGCUGUUGAAGCUCAACCUGUGGGGCAACCGUUGCGAUCUUUCGAUCAGUGCCGGGCAGGAUGUGAAGCAGGAUGGUGAUCCGUUCAGCAUGUUAGAGACUCUCGAUCGUUGCAUAGUCAGCGAUCAAACGCAAGCCAUAUGGAACUGCCUGUUGACCAAUGGAGCAGCAGAAUCGGGUGUAGUGGAAAUCAUCAACGAUAACUCGGGCUACGAGCUGUUUACCGACCUCUGUCUGGCGGAUUUCAUCAUUCAACAUCGGAUCGCAUCAAAGGUGUGCUUCAACGUGAAAGCGAUCCCGUGGUACAUUUCGGAUGUUACGCCGAAGGACAUGCAAUGGACGCUCGAUACGUUGGCGGAUCAUCCGACGCAACCGCUACUGGCGCAGUUUGGUGAACGAUUGAAGCGCCACUUCCAGUCCGGCGCAUUCGAGAUGCGCCCCGUAGACAACUUCUGGACCUCUCCGUACGAAUUCUAUCGUAUGGCCGAUAUAGCGCCGUCCCUGUACGAGACGCUGAGCCACGCCGUGUUACUCAUCUUCAAGGGUGAUCUCAACUAUCGGAAAUUGUUGGGCGAUUUUAACUUCCCGUACACGACACCCUUCCCUGACGUGUUGCGCGGAUUCCUGCCCACCAAUCUCUGCACCCUGCGCACCGUGAAGGCGGAUUUGAUCUGCGGCAUACCCGAAGGGUUGUCCGAGGAGUUGUCCAAGAAGGACCCCUCGUGGAUGGUAACGGGCGAAUACGGUGUGAUACAGUUCGCCUCUAAAUAAUAACUACGAUGAACUCGGGGGGGUCGGCAGGUUGUUUGUUUUCCACUUCUAUGCGUUUCGAUGUUUGGGACUGACUAAUACAUUUGCGUUGAAUAAAGCGAUUGUGGCAUGCUUUUUGUUACCCUUAUUAC